Molecule: messenger RNA, 2190 nt
Organism: Cryptomeria japonica (Japanese cedar)
Lineage: Eukaryota; Viridiplantae; Streptophyta; Pinopsida; Cupressales; Cupressaceae
Exons: 3
Coding region: 1-2190 (729 amino acids)
Source: RefSeq, a predicted model, not a curated record
AUGGAUAGUAUGGAACAAGAUAUACGAAGGGUUCUUAAUGGGAAUCCUAGGAUUGAGUUAGAUGAAAUACCCAGAGUAGAGGAAGUGAGACUACCUAGAGUGGAAGUGGAACCUCCUAGAGGCAGAAUAUCAGAAGAACUGGGCAAGGACCUUAAGAAAGUGACCCCACCAAAGUUUGACGGGAAAAUCAUAGGUGACAGUGCAGAGGCAUGGAUCAUAGAGAUGGAGAAGUACUUUCUGCUUAGAGACUUAUCUGAUGAGAGUAAAGCUAUAUGGGUUGCCUACCAACUCUUAGGAGAAGCUGCUACUUGGUGGGACAAUGAGAGAGCACAACAUAACUUUCAACCCAGAGAACUUACUUGGAACCUUUUCCUUCAACUUUUUCAAAGCAGGUGGCUCCCACAACACUUCUUCAAUAGUAAGAUAAAGGAGUUUCAAAAACUAACUCAAGGAAACAUGACAGUGACUCAAUACUGGGAAAAGUUCUCACACUUGAUAAAGUAUGUGCCACAAUACCAGACAAAUGAGAACUUUAGAAUCUGCAAGUUCAUCUUAGGAUUGCAACCGCAAAUAGGAGCAGAAGUGGAAAUGCAUAGUCCAGAGACCAUGGCAACCGCAUUUGAGAAGGCAACUAUGCAAGAACAAAAGAACCUGAAGAGGAACAAUACUGGGGACAAUAAGGGUCAGAACUUCAAUAAGAACUUCAACAAUAGAGGAAACAAUAAUUAUGGCAAUAAUAGGUACAAUGAUAGAAAUAACAAUGGGAAGGAUAAGCCAGAGUAUAAGAUGGGACCCAGAGGUGGAUGUUUCAUCUGCAGAGGAAAGCAUUAUGCUAAUCAGUAUGAUCAACGCACAGUGGAAAAAGGAAGAGAAAUACAGCCACAUCACCAGAUUCAUGCCGCAGUUGACAAUCGCCAAGCAGACUUCCAAGCCUCGCCUAUCCAACUUGAUGGUAUUUUUGGUCAUGCAGUUUCCAUUCUUAUAGAUACAGGUGCUAUUGAAUGUUUUGUGGAUCCUAGAGUUGUAUCUAAGUUAAAUGUUAAGCCUGGUUAUAUGUCUAAACCUUGGAAUGUUCAAUAUGGGAACCGGGCAGAGCGGAGGGUAGACCAAUGUUUGAUAUGCAGUGAAUUACUACUUCCCAACUUCCUCACUGAAGUAAAUCUUUAUGUAGCUCCAUUAGGAAGUUAUGAUGUCAUCUUAGGAAUCAAUUGGUUGACCGAGCAUAAGGCUAUAGUAAAUUGUGAGGAUAAACUUGUGGAGUGUUUUGAUGACUUAGGCAAUCAAAUAAAGAUACAAGGGGAUAAGAAGCCUUUGCAACUUAGACAAAUUUCUACAAUGCAACUUAAGAAGGCCCAAAGGAAAGGUUGUGAAAUUUACUCAGUGCACAUUAAGGAUCUAAGGGAGGAUAACAUGGGACUUGAUACACACCCUAUCCUUCAAGAGUUCCAAGAUGUCUUCCUAGAGGAAUUGCCAGGAUUGUCACCUAAGAGGGAGUUUGAUUUUACUAUUGACUUGCACCCAGGGACUGAACCCCAAUCUAAGGCACCUUACAGGAUGGCAACCACGGAGUUAUACGAGCUAAAGGUGCAGUUGCAAGAGUUAAUGGACAAGGGUCUAAUUAGGCCCAAGUCUGGGUACCAUCAGCUUAGAAUAAGGGAUACAGAUAUACAAAAGACAGCUUUUAGAACUCAUUAUGGACAUUAUGAGUUUGUGGUGUUACCCUUUGGAUUGACAAAUGCUCCUGCAGCCUUUAUGAACCUUAUGUACAGUGUUUUUAGAGAUUGUCUAGAUGACUUCGUCCUGAUUUUCAUAGAUGAUAUCCUCAUCUAUUCCAGAUCUAUAGAGGAGCAUGAGAAGCAUUUGAGAAUAGUCUUGCAACGACUAAGGGAACAUAAGCUCUAUGGUAAAUUGUCUAAAUGUGCCUUCUUCCAAAAGAAAAUACACUACCUAGGGCACAUCAUUUCCAAAGAUGGAGUCUCCGUCGAUCCUGAGAAGAUCAAGGCAAUCACAGAAUGGCCAGCCCCUCGAAGUGUUCCUAAGGUUCGCAGUUUCAUGGGGUUAGCUGGAUACUAUAGGAAGUUUGUAGAAGGGCUCUCUAAGAUUGCAGCUCCUAUUACUACACUCCAAAGGAAGGGAAGAAAAUUUGAUUGGAUGGAAGAAUGUGAGCAAGCCUUCAACUUAUUAAAAUAG